This is a messenger RNA of Lobosporangium transversale, 1956 nucleotides long. Its product is annotated as MBOAT, membrane-bound O-acyltransferase family-domain-containing protein. The record is from RefSeq and is a predicted model, not a curated record. Gene Ontology annotation, biological process: triglyceride biosynthetic process. The coding region runs from base 234 to 1892 and encodes 552 amino acids. Lineage: Eukaryota; Fungi; Mortierellomycota; Mortierellomycetes; Mortierellales; Mortierellaceae. Gene Ontology annotation, molecular function: diacylglycerol O-acyltransferase activity. The transcript is spliced from 4 exons. Gene Ontology annotation, cellular component: endoplasmic reticulum membrane.
CCUUUGUGGGCUUUCAUAUCCGCUUAUUUAUAUUUCUCUUCUCUUUUCUCUUCUGUAUUCCUUUCAUUCUUGUUCACUACUCCUUCUUGGAAUGAGCCUAACCUGGAGAUACAUAAAGGACCAAGAACGACUAGAGAGGAAAGCCUAAAUUAUAAAAAAAAGGUCCGUCGAACAUCAUUCCUCCUCAGACAUCCCUUUCAAUUCUCAACUCUACUUGUUCUGCGGAAUCCAAGAUGGCACUGAACCAAGGCAAUGUUGCAGAGGCUGUCCUAUCCGAGGUUCCUCCCGUUCUCAAAGACAUGAAAAAGGCAAAUAGAAUGCAUUCAGGCUCCUAUCGACAUACUUUUGCAGUUCAUACAGAAAGUGCACCAAGUCCAUUAUCGAAAGAAGCACCCCCUGAAAACUAUCGUGGGUUUGUGAACCUAGGAAUGCUUUUACUGUUUGGCAACAACGUUCGUCUGAUUAUCGAAAAUUAUCAAAAAUACGGCAUUCUCAUCUCUCUGCCAGGAUCCAAGGUAUCCAAAGAAGACUGGAUCUUGACCGCUAUCUCUCAUUUAUUACUGCCUUUACACGUUUUUGCUGCUUUCCAAUUGGAAUAUUGGGCCAAGAAAAGGGCUUUGGGCUAUCGUAAACGCCUUGUAGACUUAUCCGUAUCCUCUCCUUCCUCGACGGCUGCUGUUACAAAUGACAUAAACACUAACGGUGACGGGGAUCACAAGGACCCCAAACAGGCCCUCAAGGAGUAUCAACGCGUCGUGGCCGCAGCCAAGUUAUUUCAGAGAAUAGUAGGAUGGUUGCAUGUCUUCAACGUGGCCUUGAUCCUGCUAUGGCCUUCAUAUAUGUCCUACUAUCUGAUCUUUCAUCCAUUCAUGUCCAUGACCUGUUUAAUCAACGGUACUAUUCAAUCCUUCAAGAUGACCUCAUAUGCGCUUGUCCAUCAGGACCUUCGUGCAAUGUACAUUUUUGACGAGUCCACUGACAAGUUCAAACACUUGAACAACGUCCAUGAGGCUACAGCAGCAGUGUACUCAGAUAGUAGCAGUUCCUUAGAGAAGGAGAAAGGAAGAGAGAAAAAGGAUGCAAGGAAGGAGAGUGAUGCGACCCCAGGAAAGAUCUAUCAGUAUGAUGUUCAAUACCCUGACAAUGUGACGUUUUUGAAUGUCGGUUACUUUUGGUUGGCGCCCACGCUUUGUUAUCAGCCCUCAUAUCCACGUACAACCACCUUCCGCAAGUCGUUCUUCCUGAAACGAGUAGCUGAGACAUUUACCUGCUUUGGCAUGAUGUACUUCUUAAUUGAACAAUAUGCAACCCCAACACUUCAGAAUUCUAUCCGAGCAGUGGAUCAAUUGGCUUUCGGGACUAUGUUGGAGCGGAUCUUGAAGUUGAGCACAACCAGUGUGCUUAUUUGGCUCCUCAUGUUCUACACUUUUUUCCAUGCAACUUUUAAUGCCUUGGCAGAAAUGCUCUAUUUUGGUGAUCGAUGCUUCUAUCUGGCAUGGUGGAAUGCAGGAUCGCUAGCGUCGUACUGGCGAUUGUGGAACAAGCCCAUCUACACGUUUUUCAAGCGUCAUGUGUAUUUGCCAUUGGUGACCUCGGGCACUUCUCCUUUGGUAGCGUCUUUGAUCAUCUUUACGAUUUCGGCCCUUAUGCAUGAAAUUGUGAUCGGUCUUCCUACUCAUUUGAUCUAUGGAUAUGCCUUUGCAGGCAUGUUCUUUCAGAUACCGCUGAUCAUCUUGACCAACCCAUUGGAGAAGUGGCGUGGAACAGGAACGGGGUUAGGUAACAUGAUCUUUUGGGUUUCCUUCACGAUCCUAGGUCAACCUGCCUGUGCCUUGUUAUAUUACUAUCAUUGGACAAAACAGCAUAUCAAUGACCCUGUUGUGUCUAGUUAAUGUUUCGCUUACUUUUGUUCUAAAUUCAUUACCCUUUUUCAAUAAAUUUUUUGAAAUGCUCAUG